Podarcis lilfordi (Lilford's wall lizard) is the source of this 5146-nucleotide messenger RNA. Lineage: Eukaryota; Metazoa; Chordata; Lepidosauria; Squamata; Lacertidae. The record is from the annotation of a GenBank genome assembly.
AUGACCAUGACUACGAUGGCUGACGGGCUGGAGGCGCCGGACUCGUCCAAAUCCGCCUUCAUGGAGUUCGGGCAGCAGCAGCAGCAGCCGCCUCCGCCGCCGGCGCCUCAGCAGCCGCCUCAGCCGCCGCCGCCUCAGCCGCCGCCUCCUCCAGGGGCUCAGGCGCCCGGCGGCGGCGGCGGCGGCGGCUCUUCGCACUCGGCGCAGCAGCAGCAGCAACAGCAGCAGCAGCAGAGCUCGCCGGCGGCGGCCAUGGCGGGCACGCACUACCCGCUGCACUGCCUGCACUCGGCGGCGCCCGCCUCGCACUCGCACCCGCACCACCAGCACCCGCACCACCAUCACCACCACCACCACCACCACGCCGCGCCCUACCCGGCCGGCCCCGCCGCCGCCGCCGCCAACUCGUACAGCCACCGCUCGCUGGCCGCCGCCGCCGCCGCCGCCGCCGCCUACCCCUACGUGAGCCACGCGCAGCACAGCCCCUACCUGCAGCCCUACCACGCCGGCGGCGGCGGCGGAGGAGGAGGAGGAGGCGGAGGAGGAGGAGGCGCGGGCGGGACGGCGAGGCCGGACGACGCAGGUGGGUGACACGGGAGGCAACGCGUGACGGAGCGUUCCCACGAGACGGGCGCGGAGAUGCCCGGGCCGAGCCCCCGCGACCGGCCCGCUGGCUCCCGGCUUCCUUUGUCUCUCUUUCCCGCAUGCCCUUCCUCUCCCUUUGUCUCCUUUUCCUGCUGCACUUCCCUCGCUUUCCCUCCAUCGCCUGCCUCUUCUUCCUCCUUCUCUCGCCACUUUUAACCUUCCCUCGGAAGUAAGUUUACAAAUCAAUACGCAGGAUUUCUUGGGCGAGGGGGGGGGUGUUGCUACUUUGCAUGGGGAUCCCUUGGCUCUCUCCCGCUCAGAUCUCUGUUUGAAAUGACAUCUCCUCACCCCGAUCCCGUGCAGGUUUCAUUGGGAGGGUAACACCCCCCCAAAAAAUAAUAAUAACAACAACAGUUCGCUUCCAGAGGACUUGCUUUCCUGUAAGCGUGGCUCGGAUUUCGACAACUCUUUCCUGCCUUCCCUUUGCGUGCUCCGCAUCCUGAGUUUCCCUCUGGGAUCCAUCCACACGCGUGCCUGGACGCAGGCCGCCGGCCGACGCGCGUGGGGAUGCUCAGGCACGUGUGCCGUGUUUCGGGGACUCCGAGGCGCUGCCCUCCACUUGGAAGCUGCCCAUGGACUGUGUGGAUUGAAAACCUUAAGCGAAGACCCUGCUGGCUUUCUUCUGCGAUAAUGUAGCCGUCCAGAGGAACAGGAGUGAUUUUGUUUUUUCCUAGGAUGUUGUUUGCCUAGCCCGCGGAUGCCCUCUCCACGACGGUGGUCUGUGCAGGACGAAGAAAUGCGCUUAGAAAGAGCGGCCGGGCCGUAGCCCAUCUCCUGCUACGGCGGGCUACUGCCAUAGCACUGCAGGCUUCUUUGGGGAAGGAAUUGCUCUGCCACGAUUAUUCCCUCUUUCUUGCUUUUGACGCAGGGUAAUCAGAGAGAGAGAAAAGAGAGUCUAAAGCAGGGUUAGCGCCCGAGAGACCCAGGCCAGACGCUGGUGACUCCUGUGUCUUGUUGUGUUGGGCAUAUACUACAGAGAAGAGGUGUGUGGUGUGUUGUUUUUUUGCCUGCGCGAUUUUAUCACAUCUUUAGCCCCCAGCCACUGUGCCUAGAAAAUGACAUUAUAAAUCCCGUCCGUGCACCCAUCGGAUGGCUAAUCUGCAGUAAACGCCUCGAGAAACAAAUGACAAAGUCGCCGAGGGAAGACGCAGCUCCGCGUCCCUUCGUAAAAUCAUUUGCACCUGUACGUUGGCUGUGGAGAUACGUCUACAGAUCCGAAGCAGAAAUGCUACCCUGCUUGUUUGCUUAUUCCUUGAGAAAAUGCUGAGAUUGGAGAUAGAUUCAUAUUUAGGAGAUACAAAUUGUGUGUGCAGUUCAAACACAUUCCAAUAUUAAAUGAGACGUUCAGGUAGCAUGAACUCUGCGCGCGUGUCUUUGUGUGUAUAGGCAGUAAAAAAACGACGACAGGUUUUGGUAAGAGAGAUCAAUGCAGUAGCCACAAACUAGGCAACAGGGUGCAUUUCAGGUUCUCGGUUAAAACGAAGCAGUUUUGCCAUGGACCAGGGAUUUCUGGAAAUAGCAGUAGUUUUUGUUUGAGCGAAGUACUGCUUGUGUUAAGAGAGCGUCAUGAAUUUUCUAGCACGCCUGGGUAGCAAAACUGUCAGCAAAGCGGGUAGAUCUUGCAGGUCAAAGUGAAUCAUCCGCCACAGAAGGUUGCCUGGAGGAUAUAUCGGCGGCCUGACCUUCUUAUGUAUCACCCCGUGCAUUUUCUACUUGUUAGUGAUGGCAUGGAAAUGGCUUUGUCUCUGAUUUCCCACCCCACCCCCACCUCCCCAACAUGAAAAGCACCCAAAACAAAACCCGGGGUGUCUCAUAGAAGGGCUUCGUUGUGCUGGACGUCCCCCUUCAAAUGUGCUUUCUUUUUAUUGCAGAUCAACAGAAAACCACAGUUAUCGAAAACGGGGAGAUAAGAUUUAAUGGGAAAGGGAAGAAGAUCCGGAAGCCUCGAACCAUUUACUCGAGUCUCCAGCUGCAGGCUCUAAACCACCGCUUCCAGCAGACCCAGUACCUGGCGCUUCCCGAGAGAGCAGAGCUGGCGGCAUCAUUAGGACUAACUCAGACACAGGUAAUUUCCGGGGAAGUCCAGAGAGAUCCCUGAGAACCUGGGCUCCGAGAGAAGGCCAGGCCAGGCCAAAAUCAAGCAGACAAAUCACUAUUUCCAUUGGCCAAAGGCUAGGAAUAAAAGCGAAGCUCAGCUACCCAGGUCGGUGGACGGCAAAAACAUGGCCAAGUAUGCGUUGGUGAAAUAUCAUUCUCUCUAUUAUUAUUAUUUUUCAAAUUCAGUCUGUUUUGAUGGUGCGUUGAGAAAGGUUUGAGUUCACCACUCCAGAAUCUGGGCAUGCAUCUACUUAGUUACAGCCCAAAUCUGAAGGUGGAAAUAAAUAAGCACUGAGGUGGAAAUAAAUUUAUACAUAAAACAAAAAGGUUGUUGGGGGGCCAAAGAAACCUCCUCCCCAUCCUUUGCUGGUAGAAAUGGAAAUCUAUUUCAUACGGUGCACAGCCUCUAGGCCCGAAAAAAGCGCACCUUCCUAGUAAUAUUCAAUAGUAAAUUAUCCUGGAUGAGUAACUGAAAUUCAGUGCUUGCCCUUAGGCGAAAUGUACAAAAGGUGAUGAUAGAGCUGACGAUCAAAGGGAAGCGUGUACAAAAUUAGAGCGAGUUAAGCCACAGUUAAAUGUGGUUGGUGCGUUCUGGCUUUCCCAGCAGAUUUAAACCUGAAUGACACACGAGGUUAGAAGGAAAACGAUUAAUUUGAAUUCAUGAAUGCAGAAAGGAAGAAUAAUAAUAAUAAAAAAACUUUUUUGUGGCAGUUUGUAAUCUUCCGGACAGAAAAAAACACAAAAGGGAUAAACCAUGUUCAUUGGAUUCGCUGGUGGUUGCCAGGAAUGUAGGCAAAGCGGGGCAUUUUGGAUUUGGUGCCUUAUUGUGAUAUAGGGGCGACCUUGAAGGCAAAAGAAGACAGGAGGUGUCUUUAAAGAGCAGCAUAUCACCACCACCACCACCACCACCACCACACAUAUUUAAUGGCAAUCCAAGCUUUUAGAGCACCUAAAGUGUGGUACAGAGAAAGGACACUGUCACCUUCCCAGCUGGGAUGUUUGCAAAACACUCUUAUUUGAAUAGCACCUAGCUCUCUUACAUUGCUGCAGAAGGCUUGUCGAUGUCGUUGUUGCUGCUGCUGCUGCUUGUUUUGUUUUGUUUUUUAAACUUUCAUUUGCUGUUUUUGUUUUAUUAAAUUUUCAAUGUAUGUAAGGCUCAGUUUUGUUGGUUUUAUGCCACUGGGAUGAUUUCCGCGAUAAGCUACAGAUCACCAUCUUGCUCAGGGAAGAAGAUCAAGUCUCCUGGUCCUCUCCUCUCCCCCCCCCCCACCCUCACUCUACGAAAUGGGCUGCUCUCUCUCUCUUCCUUUUUCUUUUGACUCACGUAUUACUUCUUUGUAGGCCAAGCUGGAAUCCAACAAAACUGACGCGUUUUGGGAUUUAAGCCAAUUUAGACCCCCCCUCCCUUGAAGGUGCAGCUGCAGACGGUUUUAGAGCCUGAUCUUAAAACUCGUAAAAGUGGAAGUGGCACCCCUUCCUAAGCACAUUUACUUGGAAGUAAGUCCAACUGAUUUCGGUGAAAAACUUCUGAGUAUGUGUGGUUAGGAUCUCGCCUCGGUCCCAUCGAGAUCAAUGGCGCCGGUGAUGGCUCAGGGCUUUAGCGUUGUGGCCCUCUCCAAAAAGGACGGAGGGUUAAAGUGGGGGUGGAGGUGGGGUUUCAUAAUACAGAGGGAGGCUGUGGGUAGGAUAGAUUGCCUCCUCUGCCCUGGUUCCCCUCCCCACUCGGGGUCCUAAAACGGUAGCCGCGUCUUGACAAUUAUGCAGUAAUAUAGGCCGACGAUGGGUAUCAUACCCAUACACGCACGCAGGUUCUCAGUCUGCGUAGGUUGCCUUCAAUGGACGCGUGAAGAAGAAAAAAUGAACGAGACUCACGCAUUGUAACUGUCCCCCCAGAAGGAAAUGGCCUUUCCAAACAGUCUCAGCGCAGUUUACUUAAGCAAGUCCUAAUUGCGGGUGAUUCAAACAAUGGCCAUGGAAGCGGGGAGGGCAGAUCAUGAAGUUCAUUCCACGGAGGGAGAAGAAGGAAGGAAGGAAGAUUGGAUAGACAGACAGAUAUAGAUACAUGGAUGGAUUUGAAACUGUCUAUUUGCCUUAAUUCCCCCACCCCUCCUCCCCCAGCAGACCUCUCAUGCCUUCUGCCUUUCGGUUGCAGGUGAAGAUCUGGUUCCAGAACAAGCGCUCCAAGUUCAAGAAACUGCUCAAGCAAGGCGGCAACCCUCACGAGAGCGACCCCCUGCCGGGCUCUGCCACCCUGUCUCCGCGGUCUCCAGGUUUGCCUCCUGUCUGGGACGUUUCAGCCUCUGCCAAAGGAGUCAACAUGCCUCCCAAUAGCUACAUGCCUGGUUAUUCUCACUGGUACUCUUCUCCACAUCAAGACACAAUGCAGAGACCACAAAUGAUGUGA